Molecule: messenger RNA, 2727 nt
Organism: Grus americana (Whooping crane)
Lineage: Eukaryota; Metazoa; Chordata; Aves; Gruiformes; Gruidae
Gene: PRSS56
Product: serine protease 56
Exons: 17
Coding region: 26-2443 (805 amino acids)
Biological process (GO): proteolysis
Molecular function (GO): serine-type endopeptidase activity
Source: RefSeq, a predicted model, not a curated record
CCUGCCCCCUUUUGCCGGCCCGGGGAUGGAGCGAGGCGGGGAGAGGACGCGGGGUGAUAUCCUCGGGGUCUGCCUGGUCCCCCCCGUGCUGCUGCUGCUGCCGCUGCUGCUGCAGCUGGUGGGGGGAGCCCCCCUGGGCCAGGGGCUGUACCCCAUGCCAGCCGGCGUCCUGCAAGCGCUGUCAAGCCGGGGGACGCUGGUGCUGGAGGCAGCGCUGAGGAGUGCACUGCUGGCGCUGGAGCGGGCGCUGGCCGAGCAGCAGCGGCAGUGGGGUGCCUGCGGGCUCUGUGCCCCCUGCCUCUUCCCCCCCUGCGCCAACCUCACCCGCCACUGCCCACCGCCGGCCAUGCCCCCCGCCGUGCCCCCCAGCUGCCAAGCCCUGAUGGAUGCCCAGGCGCUGCCCGAGCUGCCCCAGCGCAACUGGGCACUGAGCCAGGCCUGUGCCCCCUACCAGCACCUGUGCCCCCCCGAGGUGGCCCAGCAUGCCUGCACCCCGCUCAGUGCCCGGCUCUGCCGCCACCGCCUCCAGGAGUGCCGGAUGGCAGCUGCAGCCCUGGGCCCUGAUGCACCAUCAGAGGUGGAGACGCCAGGUAGCUGCGGGCGCCGCAGGGACUCCCAAGCCAACGUCACAGCCCCCCGAGGACGGAUCAUGGGUGGCAGCGUGGCCCCACGGGGAGCCUGGCCCUGGCUGGUGUCAGUGCGGCUCCACGGGGAGCUGAUGUGCGGAGGGGUGCUGGUUGGACGCUCCUGGGUCCUCACUGCAGCCCACUGCUUUGCUGGGAACCGGAAUGAGCUGGCAUGGACGGUGGUCGUGGGUGACCACGAACUGGGCAAGCCGGAUGUGGGCGAGCGGGCAGUGCCGGUUCGGCGCAUCCUGCCUCACCCCAAGUUUAACCCCAAGACGUUUCAUGGGGACCUGGCGCUGCUGGAGCUGGCAGUGCCGCUGGCCCCGUCGCCCACCAUCAGCCCCGUGUGCCUUCCCAGCGGCCCUGCGGAGCCCAGCCCCGGCACCGCCUGCUACAUCGCAGGCUGGGGCUCCCUCUACGAAGAGGGGCCGGCGGCUGAUGUGGUGAUGGAAGCGCGGGUGCCCCUGCUGAGCCAGGAGACAUGCCGGGGUGCCCUGGGCAGGGACCUGCUCACCAACGCCAUGUUCUGUGCUGGGUACUUGUCCGGGGGCAUCGACUCCUGCCAGGGUGACUCGGGGGGCCCGCUGGCGUGCCAGGACCCCUCCUCGCACCGCUUCGUCCUCUACGGUAUCACCUCGUGGGGCGACGGCUGCGGUGAGCAGGGCAAACCAGGCGUCUACACCCGCGUCACUGCCUUCGCGGACUGGCUCAGCCUCCAGAUGGACUCCGCCUCCGGCAGCCAGGAACCAAGCUGCUUCGACUUGCUGGCGCUGGCCCAGCUGCCCCCCGAGCAGCAGCCACCUGAGCGCACCCGCCUCUGCGCUUUCUACGCCAGGUCCUGCCGGGCCCCCCAGGGCCGGGCUGCCUGUGCCCGCCUGGCCGAGGAGACCUGCCGUGCCAGGACGAGACGAUGCGAGCUGCACUCCUACGCCCAGACCUUGGUGGAUCUCCUGCGCAGGGCUGGGGACUUCAUCCGAAACCAGUUCGACUUCUCCUUCCUCACUCACACCCUGCCUCAGCUCCUGGGCAAGAUCUAUGGGCACCUCUUCCCCCACCGUGUCCGCAGGGAUGCCACAGGUCUGGCUGUGGCAAGGGGCCAGACCAGCCCCACAGCAGAGGGACCCCAGACCCCCCCCACCAGGCAGGGGGCCAGGCUGCUGCCCCCCUUCGCCGGGCUCUUCAGGGCUGUGGGGCCCCGGCUGCAGGACUGGGUGGAGGCGCUGAGGGCCAUGGCGGGGGGCAGCCCCCCAGCACCCAACCUGGAUGGGGGGCAGCUCCCUGGAGAGAUGUGGCUCUUCUUGCAGGGCGAGGAGGUGGUGGAGGAGCUGGUGGGACAAGGACGAGCCUUCCUUGCCCAGCUGAGGGCAGAGCUGGACCUCAGUAUCCCUCUUGAAGCCACAGAGCCACGACGGGCACCCGGAGACCUGGUGGGGACCCCUGCACCGAGCCGGUCUGCGCCGAGGGAGAAACGUGAGCUGGUGCCCACGGAGCUGCCAGGGGUGGAGGAGGAGGAAGAGGAGGCAGGCGUGGGCAGAGCCUGCCCUGGCCUCAACGAGUCGGCGGUGCGGGUGGGUGCGGUGCGGGAGCUGUACGCCUGGGUGCUGCGGGUGCCUGAGCCAGACCUGGCCAUGACCUUCCAGGAGAUCCUGGUGGACUUGGGCUCCAAAAACACCAAGGGACUGUACCGGGCGCAGGUGCGGGCCACGGUGGGUGGCCGCCCCAUGGCCUUUGCUGGCCUCGUGGGGCUGGAGAGCGACUCGCUGGCCCGCAGCAUGCCCGGCCUCAUUGCUCUGGCACUUGAGGUGCUGAAAACCUAACGGUGCCCCUGGGGCACCAUGCCAGCAUGGGGACGGGGUGCUGGAGCAGGGGCCUCUCAUGUCCUUCGAACACAACCCCCAACCUGGCUCAGGCUUUUCCACCCUUUUGUCCCCCAUUGUGCCUCAGUUUCCCUCUUCCCACCAGCACUGCCUGACCUCCCGGGGGCAAUGGGGUGCCGGGGGGCACCUGGAGCAUCUCAGCGGAGGAUCGCAGCCCUCCUCUCCCCUGGUACCCCCACCUCAGUAAGCCCACCUCCACCCUGUUUUCCCCAGAGGCACCCGGG